Didymodactylos carnosus is the source of this 2376-nucleotide messenger RNA. Lineage: Eukaryota; Metazoa; Rotifera; Eurotatoria; Philodinida; Philodinidae. The record is from the annotation of a GenBank genome assembly.
AUGAGCGCUGUGUUCCGCGUUUGCGUCUCUGUCGAUCCGAUUUUAUCAAAUGAGCUUACAUUUGAAUUGCCUGAUAAUGCGAAAGAAUGUUUUCAUGAAAAAUUAAAAAUCGGAUCAAAAUUCGUCCUGGAAUUUCAAGUUGUUACUGGCGGUAAUUACGAUGUUGAUCUUGUCUUGCGUUCACCAUCAGGAAAAGUCUUAUAUCAAGAUACAAAAAAACAAUAUGAUAAUAUUGAACAAACAGCCGGAGAAGAUGGCGUAUACGAAUUUUGUUUUAGUAAUGAAUUUUCAACGUUUACUCAUAAAGUUAUUUAUAUUGAUUGGCAAGUUGAUGGAGAUCUAGAACAUGAAAUAGUGGGACCCAAUCCACGUGUUGCUGAGGGCGCGUUAACAAUGAUUGAAUCAAAAGUUCAAAAUAUUCAUGAAGGUCUUAAAUCUGUCAUUGAUUACCAGACUCAUCAUCGAUUACGAGAAGCAACGGGACGAGCACGAGCCGAAGAUCUUAAAGAACGUGUACAAAUAUGGUCUAUAGGUCAAUUUAUAUUAAUAAUAAUUGUUGGUGGAUUUAAUGCACUAAUGGAUGGUUCACUCAUUGAUUCUCAUCAUCGUGUAUCAUUGUCUAUAUUACCAAAUAUUUCUCCUGAUAUAAAUAGCGAUCAUGGAUCGCGUUUAUCAAGUGCAAACACAUCGGCGGAAGGAUGUGUUGAUAAUAAUCAAAAUGGAGUAAAAUUUAAAAAUAACAACGACAAUAGUGCAUCAAACAACGAAAUGGCGAAAUCGUCACAAUUUUUCACUUGGCGUCGUGGUAGUAUCUCCGGUAGUAUUGCCGGUAUUAUUUUGGGAAAAAUAUCAGAUAUUACAAAAAAAGUGAAAUUAUUAAUAUUAAUAACAAAUGUAUUUGAAAUAGUUGGAAAUAUUCUAUAUUUUCUUACGAAUAAAAUCUCGAUUGUUCUCUUGGGACGAUUAAUUGCCGGAGUGGGAAUGGGAGCUGUUCCUCCUAUUCUUGCAGAUAUUGCCCAUCGAACAACAGAAGUAGAUAGAACAAAAGCAAUUUCAAUUAUUCUUGGAUGUCGACAAUUAGGAUUGCUUGUGGGACCAUGUUUCACAUUGGUUAUUCGAUCAAUGAAUUUUAAUAUAGGUUCAGUCAAUGUAAAUCGCUAUAAUGGUCCUGGAUUUUUGAUGGCCGUCGUAUGGUUUUUCUUACAAAUUAUUUGUUGGUCUUGUUUUUACGAUCGUCAACCGGAAACCACCAGUGGACCAUCGUCGAAUGGUCUUAAAAAUAAUGAUUUACCCAAACAUAAAUAUUAUCGUUCUGGUGAAGAAGAUCAAAAACAAAUACAAACAGAAGAGUUACAACAACAACAACAAAAACAAAAACGACAAUCAUUAUCGUGCAAAAUUUAUUGUCAGCAAUAUUUUCGUGCUGAAAUGUUAGUAUUAUUUUUAGCCACAUUUAUUACGUAUUUUAAUCAGACAGCUCUUGAAACGAUCGUCGCAGCAUUUACAGAAAAACAAUUUCAUUGGAACCAAGUUCAUAUCUCGAUAUUAUUUGCAUUUGCUGGUCUAGAAAUAAUUGUUGUUUAUUUGUGUCUGGUUAAAAUAUUUAGUAAACGUUUUGAAGAUCGUAUGUUAUUAAUAUUCGGUUUUAUAUCAUUAACUUUUGCUUGCGCAUUAGGAGCAUUUUUUACAUGGACUAUUAAUAAAUCAGGCCACAGUAACAGUUUAUUAGCAAUGUUUAUUAUAUUUGUUUUUUUUGAUCUAUUGGGUUUACCGUUUAUAGCGGCAACAAGUGUAUCGUUAUUUACAAAAUUAACGAUUAAAGAAUUACAAGGCUUCUCACAAGGUGUUCAACGAUUAGUAAUGGGCGUUGGUACAAUCAUUGGACCAUUGUUUGCAUCAGUAUUGUUAAAUCGUUUGCAUAUUAUGAUGACAAUAUUAUUAUGCAUGACAGUUUUAACGUUAAUAUUCAUUUUUCUUGUCCUACGUCGAUUAAUACCAAUGACAAAUAAUGUUGAAAAACAUAUAAAUAAUAGCAAUAAUUUAGUGGAAGAAAAUGGACAACAAAUAGCAUUUCCUUUAUCCAAUAACAAUAAUAAUUGUUAUGUGACAUUAUCUCGAGAUGAUAAUGGUCAUGAUGAAGAAAAUUGUAAAUUAUUGAACAAUAGUUCAACAUUAUUAUCAACAAGUAUUUCAGAUUCUAUUGAACGAGAAAAAAAGUCAAAUGAAAUUAAUGAAGAAUGUAGAACUAGAUCACCAACUAUUUCUCAUAGUAAUGUUGGCUCGUCAAAAUUUGAUACGAGUUCAACAAAUUAUAUUUGUCAAUUGUCAGAUGAAUUAGUAAAUUCUAAUGGAAGUGAUUCUGUUGAACGUAGUUAA